AUGUCGUUCAAUUUGUUCUCUACCCCACAGCAACAGCAGACUCAGCAAUCGCCGUUUCAGACUCAGCCUGGUUCCCUCUUCUCGCAAACGCCGCAACAACAACAGCAGCCAUCGCCGUUUCAGACUCAGCCUGCUCCGGCGAAUUACAGUACGAAAUGGUCCGAUCUUCAUCCAGAUUCUCAGAAAGUUCUGCUUCAGAUUGAAGAGAAGAUAUUGGAAUAUAGAAGUGAAAGUCAGAGGUUAGAUCAAUGUAAUCGACUUUAUGAUUCUUCUGUAUCCAGUGAAGGGUUCGAGUUUGAUGCAAGCCGUAUUGUUCAGGAGCUUGGUGGGAUUAAUACAGCCAUGGAUAGACAGAAAGCUGUUUUGCAUGAGCUUAUGGUGGUUGCUAAAGACAUGUUGCGUAAUGCAGAGAUUGCGGUUCGGUCUUUUAUGAUGCUACAACCAAGAUUCCAUCAUUCGAAACCAGGAGGUGUUGUUAAUGGUGGUUCUCAACCAUCUCAGGGACAGGGAGCAAAUCCAGCUCCUGCUUCCUCUGGUCAACAACAACAAGCAGUCACUUCGAUUGUUCAAGUUUCUGAUUUUUACCGUGGGAUUCCGAAGAAACCCACAGCUUUUCUACUGCAAACGGUUGCAAGGUUCGAGAAGUAUUUAGGCGAGUGCCGCCAAUGGGUUGAGGAGCUGGAGCAAUUGCUUGCCUUGGAUUCUGACAAGUAUAAUCGACACGCUUCGCUUUUAGAAUCUCUUCCUAAAGUCAUGUCUAAUGUGCAUGACUUCUUUGUCCAUGUGGCUGCUAAGGUAGAGAAUAUUCACCAAUAUAUUGAAUCGAUGAGAACAGCGUAUCUUGCUGACCAGCGCCGUAGAGGAGAAUGUAAUGAUCCGUUUCUUGAGGCUGAUCGAAGGGAAACAGCAAAGCAAGAAGCUGCUGCGAAAAGAGUCCAUCCGACUCUACAUCUACCUACUACUAGUACACAAACCUCAACCCAAGUUGCUGGGUUGAUUGCCAGCUCAGCAGCUCCCGGGGCUUUGAAUGCUCCACAAACAUCUGCAGCUGCUCCAACACCAAACCCUUCUUCAGGAGCUGCCUUUUCGUUAUUCAAUACACCUGCUUCUGGACCUUCGCCUUCUCUCUUUGCUACGCCGCCUUCUGCUGCUCCUCCCUCCUCUUUUUUUGCACCAUCCACAACGCCUCCGGCUUCUACAUUUGCUCCUGCUCCAUCAUUUCUUAGCCAGCCAACUCCAUCCAUUGGAGCGCCUUCGCCAUUUAUAGGUGUAACACCGGGAUCAGGAGUCAGCUUUGGUUCUCUGUCGUCAAAACCAAGGCCAAAAUCUCGAACUGCACGCCGUUAA
Molecule: messenger RNA, 1347 nt
Organism: Arabis nemorensis
Lineage: Eukaryota; Viridiplantae; Streptophyta; Magnoliopsida; Brassicales; Brassicaceae
Source: the annotation of a GenBank genome assembly